Molecule: messenger RNA, 930 nt
Organism: Erinaceus europaeus (western European hedgehog)
Lineage: Eukaryota; Metazoa; Chordata; Mammalia; Eulipotyphla; Erinaceidae
Gene: MB
Product: myoglobin
Exons: 2
Coding region: 100-399 (99 amino acids)
Biological process (GO): oxygen transport
Cellular component (GO): extracellular exosome
Molecular function (GO): oxygen binding; heme binding
Source: RefSeq, a predicted model, not a curated record
GCCCCCUCUCCCUCCCCCAAUUCCUACAGGCUUUUUAAAGACCACCCCGAGACCUUGGAAAAGUUUGACAAGUUCAAGCACCUGAAGUCUGAGGAUGAGAUGAAAAGCUCCGAGGACCUGAAGAAGCACGGUACCACCGUGCUCACCGCCCUAGGCGGCAUCCUCAAGAAGAAGGGGCAGCACCAGGCUGAGCUGGCACCCCUGGCCCAGUCCCAUGCCAACAAGCACAAGAUCCCCGUCAAGUACCUGGAGUUCAUCUCAGAAGCCAUCAUCCAGGUCCUGAAGAGCAAGCACGCUGGGGACUUUGGUGCCGAUGCCCAGGGUGCCAUGAGCAAGGCCCUGGAGCUCUUCCGGAAUGACAUAGCUGCCAAGUACAAGGAGCUGGGGUUCCAAGGCUGAGUCCCUUGAUGCCCCACUCCUGCCCGCCUGGGCCCUUGGGUCCCAGACAGAACAGUAACAGAACCUCCUAGUGUAGCCUUGUAGCAUUUGCUUCCACACAUCUAUUUCUGAAUGGUGAGCAUGGGAAGUGGUGGGGGGUGGUCCAGGGGAGGUCCAGGACACACCCCACCUGGGGGGCCUGUCUCCCUGUGGAGAGUCAUCUUCUGGAGAAACAGGAGAAGCAUGGCCCUCUGCUCACUGGCUUGUAGAAUUGGGGUCAGGCUGAGUUCCUCUCUCUCCCAACAAUUGCUCCCACCCUCCAACAACCCCAGCUUUCACCAUCACCUUGAGUCCUGGGCACCACACAUUUGAUCCAGCACCCAACCUUAGUAAAACUCAGGCUGUUUUUUUUCAAGGAGAGGGGGCUCCUGGGAUGGGGGGUGGUAUAGCCACAUCAGCCCAAGGGAUGGAUGGUAUGUUGCGAAGCCACUUGUGUCUCCUUGGGUCUUGGGGGACUCGCUUGAUUUUAAUAAAAGUCCCUGCAACAUCUCA